This is a messenger RNA of Geodia barretti, 333 nucleotides long. The record is from the annotation of a GenBank genome assembly. Lineage: Eukaryota; Metazoa; Porifera; Demospongiae; Tetractinellida; Geodiidae.
AUGCAGGCUCUCGAACGCAUACCCGAAGACCUGCGCCUGCGUCUCGACAAUGUGGACAUUGUCGUGGACGAAGCGCCGAGCAGAGAGCAGCUUGUCGGCUCCGGCAUCGAGCAAGGCAACAUACUGCUGGGGCUAUACGAGGGACUUCCGCUCACAGACCGUUACAACUACGACAUGGUGCUGCCGGACAAGAUUACGCUCUUUCAGCAGCCCAUCGAAUCCAUCUGCGACACGGACGAGGACGUCAUCCGCGAGGUCCAGGACACCGUCGUUCACGAAGUCGCCCACCACUUUGGCAUCGACGACGACCGCCUCCACCAGUUCGGACUUUAG